This is a messenger RNA of Sclerotinia sclerotiorum 1980 UF-70, 1866 nucleotides long. RefSeq lists its product as hypothetical. The record is from RefSeq and is a predicted model, not a curated record. Gene Ontology annotation, molecular function: transcription corepressor activity. The transcript has a single exon. Bases 1 to 1866 code for a protein of 621 amino acids. Gene Ontology annotation, biological process: DNA repair; negative regulation of transcription by RNA polymerase II; chromatin remodeling. Gene Ontology annotation, cellular component: Swr1 complex; NuA4 histone acetyltransferase complex. NCBI's taxonomy places the organism in Eukaryota, Fungi, Ascomycota, Leotiomycetes, Helotiales, Sclerotiniaceae.
AUGACAUCCCACGAUGUUCGCGAUAUGCUGGAUCUCCCCUCCAGCUCCUCGGCACCUCGACCUAAAAAAGUAAAGACGACUGUACAAAAACCAAAACUGGGAGGGUUAGCCAGAGAAGUGCAAAAUUUAGGGGGUGAUAAUCCAAUUGCGAUUGUACCGGAAGAAGCGGUUUUUAAGAAGAAGAGAUUUGGAAGUCGAAAACCAGCUGCGAAGUGGGAGGCCAGGCCUUUUAAGAAUAGCGCGAGAGGCGGGGAUGGGUUAGUAUUGAAGCACUGGAAGAAAGUUGAGGGGAAAGACAAGAUCAGGGAGAGAAAGACGGAUGGAGAGGGAGAUACGGAAAUGGGGGAGAAUGGAGAAGAGAGGAAGGAAGAGGAGAUCAUUGAGGAUUCGACUUUUGCAAAGUAUAACGUAAAGGUUCAGGUACCGACUUAUACCGAUGAGGAAUACAAGGAAAUUUUAGAAAGGGAAGGAUGGUCGAGACACGAAACAGAUUAUUUGGUGGGUUUGGUUCAAGAAUAUGAUUUAAGAUGGCCAGUUAUAUGGGAUCGAUAUGAAUAUGUGCCUCCUGACAUCCCGGAAGCCGCUCCAGAACGUGCGAUUAUAAGAAGACCAGAAGUUAGGACGAUGGAAGAUUUAAAAUCAAGAUAUUAUACAAUAGGUGCGGCAAUGAUGGCCCUGAGGAAACCUUUAGAUCAAAUGAAUACUGCGGAAUUCGAUUUACAUCAAAAGAUGUUAAAUUACCAACCUCGACAAGAGAAACAUAGGAAAGAUUUCCUCGAAGGAGUCUUUACUCGUACGAGAGAAGAAGCUCGAGAAGAAGAGAGCCUUAUGGUGGAGCUCAAGCGAAUCUUGGCUCGAUCUGAGAAAUUUAUGGAGGAGCGAAGAGAACUUUAUGCCAGACUAGAUGCACCUGCAAGUAGUUCCAAUAUCAGCCCUUACACCACUAGUCAAGGUUUACAUCAACUCUUUCAACAACUUGUCGCAGCCGACAAAAGCAAGAAAAGAAAACCUAUUCAAGAAGGACAAACACCAGGUGGUUCAACUCCUGUCGGAGCCAAUACACCAAAUGCGUAUGAUGGUCGACGUGAUUCUAAUGUUCGAGAAUCAAUAUCUGGACCUUCAGGUAAUGCUGGUAGCUCAUCAGCCGCUGGUCAUAAAAAAGGAAGUAUAUCAAUCUCCGCACAAAAUCCCUCAGAACGCCGAAGACUCACAGAAGAAGAAGAGAAAGUUUACGGUGUUUCACAUCAUGAUCGUCUACAAGGAGGACCAUAUUUCCGUGGUGAAAAAUUGGUUAGACCACUCACCACUAAGAGUACUAUUCAACAAACACGUAUGAAAAAUACGUUGGCCGAAUUGGGUAUUGGUGAAAAAGCUACCAUGGCUACAGUGGAUGUAGCACAUGGGUAUGAUGAGCUAUUCAGGAGUAUUGGGAUUUUCUUGGAUAGUAGGAAGGUUGUUGAUAAGUUGACGGGAGAGAUUGCGGUUUUGAAGGAACAAUUGGAGGAGAAGAAGAGGAGAAAGGCAGGGGCUGAUGGAGGUGACUCAUCUACAAUUGGGGGCAUGGAUGGUGCGGUAGAUGAGAGGCAAAAAGAAGGUGGAAAUGAGAAUGGAAAUGAGGGAAAGGAUAAUGAAGGAGGAAACGAAGAAGUAGGAGAUGCGGAGGUAGUGCCGACUACGGAGAAAGGAGAUGGGAAGAGUGAGAAUGGGACAGAGAAGGAGAAAGAAGGUAGCGAUGGUGACGGAGAGCAUAAUGGUGAUGAUAAUAUCAAUGUUGAUGCAGGUGCGGAUGCUGCGGCUGCGUAUAAAAGAAGUGCAAGUGUAUUAAGUACAGGCACUGAUAAGAGUUCAAAGAGGCAGAAGAAAUAG